UCCCAAGAGAGUCAGAUCCAGAGAGAGAAUGAAGAAAGAGAAAAGAAGGGAGGGGCGCGUGCAUGGAAUGGGUGGGGCCGCAAGCGUGGAGUGGGUGAAAAAUCGACCAUCACGGGCGACUGCAAUUUCAGCAUUGGGUGCCUGGGUGGAUACACCAACGAAUCUGCUGCCUAGUGACACUAAGGCCAAGGCCCAUUCCAGGUGGAAUGAUGUGGCCCGUAUCGAAGCCAGGUCAGCCUGGAACGCAUCCUGUCAUCCCACCCUACGGAUCAAAUCCUGCCCGACGCGAGCGAGGGUGAGAGGAUACGGCGCAGCGGCGCGGCAUGGCACCAACGGCGACCACCCUCUCCACUGCCUUCAUUCUCACUGCUAUCAGGCAAGCAGAGGAAUCGCAAACCGGGAUUCAAGCGGGGGCAUACCAGAGGAAUACCUGGCGGAUUUGGCUCCAAUCAAGGUUUAGGGGUUUUACAAAAUUGUUCCAAUAUAUGAUUAGAGUCAUUCCAAUCUCAGCAAAAGUAACAACACUACAAAGAUCUGGAAAGCAUAAAUUUACUUUCCUAUGUUCUCGUGAAUGUUGGGGGAGCCACCUUCGGAGGACGAGCGAAGGCAUGGCGCCUGAAGACCCGAAGCCCGAGGACGAUGAUCGCGUGGCGCCGAGGUGCGAAGGUCGGGGAGCGAAGCAUUGUCAGCGAAGGUCCUCGAGCGAAGCCCUGAGUUUUCGAAGGCUGACCCUCGGGGGGUCGCGGUGCGGGACGAAUCGGACAAAGUCCAGGCGGUGAAGGCCCGCGGGC
This is a messenger RNA of Panicum virgatum (switchgrass), 791 nucleotides long. RefSeq lists its product as uncharacterized. The transcript has 4 exons. NCBI's taxonomy places the organism in Eukaryota, Viridiplantae, Streptophyta, Magnoliopsida, Poales, Poaceae. Bases 29 to 460 code for a protein of 143 amino acids. The record is from RefSeq and is a predicted model, not a curated record.